Molecule: messenger RNA, 270 nt
Organism: Necator americanus (New World hookworm)
Lineage: Eukaryota; Metazoa; Nematoda; Chromadorea; Rhabditida; Ancylostomatidae
Exons: 2
Coding region: 1-270 (89 amino acids)
Source: RefSeq, a predicted model, not a curated record
AUGCGAAAGCAGACCGUCGCCUCCCUCUUUCUCCUUCAUAGUAGGCGCAAGUAUACUGACUCAGACAGGAAAUCUCCAUCGAAACUAAAGUCGUUAUCAUUAUCGUCUUCGAAGCAUUCCAGCUCCUCACAACGGUUGUUUUACAGCGUCUGGAAAGAAGAGAUGUUUAUACUCGAGUAUCAGGUGUGCUCAUCAUGUCGUGCCGUGAUUGCCGUGGAGAACAAUUUAAGUCUGCUCUUGCUAGCUUUCGAUUAUGAGCGCAUCGAAUAG